AUGUCCAACAAGGAGGAGCUCCUGGUCCAAGAAUCCACCACCGCGAUCAUCCCCAGCACCAAUCGCUCCCCUCCCACCACCCGAUUGGCCCGUUUCCUCCUGCCUCGCGCGGACGGCGCUCGUCUCCCGGCCCUGCCAUCCCCGUCACGCAAUGGCGGCCCCGUUCUUGGCGAGGAGCUCCGCGUGGAAUGGAGGGGCUGGCCCGGCUCCUCGAAGCUGUGGAGACGGUGGGUGGCCAAGCUUCGGCCGCAGCACGAGGGCUUGUGGCGGAGAGUCGGUAUCUUCGACGCCAUUCUCGCGACCACACGCCAGGUGCGGCGUGACGAGGGCCUUCUGCUCCAGCUCAUGGCGUUCUGGUCCAAAGAGACCAGCACCUUCGUCUUCCCGUGGGGCGAGGCCACGGUGACGCUGGAGGACAUGGCCGUGCUUGGGGGGCUGCCACUGUUGGGCAAGCCCGUGAGCGCGGAGCUGCCGGAUGCGCUGUGCGGGGAAGUGGCCGCGCUCAAGGCCACUCGGAGCGCUGUGAACCGGAGCAAGAGCAGGAAAGCGAAGUAUUCCAUCUGGGCAAAGUACUUUUUGGACCGGCCACGGGAGGAUGAUGUCGCCGGCGGCCGCAGCGGAGAAGACGCGGCUGGCAGAUUGCUCGAGCACGGGGCAUUCUUGGCCAUGUGGCUCUCCGCCUACGUGCUCCCGUCGCGCCCGUUCGACGUGGUUCAGGCGCGGGUGUUCCCCAUCGCCGCUCAGCUGGCACGCGGCCAGAGUGUGGCCCUCGCACCCGCCGCGCUCGCUGGCAUCUACAGUUGCCUCUCCACGCUCGCCGGGUGCGCGCCACUUCAAAUCCUCCAGCUCUGGGUCUGGGAGUAUUUCCCGGAGCUUCGCCCAGAGAAGCAGGUUUCCCCGGACAACAACGACGACGGCGUGCCGGCCAGAGCUGCACAGUGGCACGACGUUGCAAAGGCGUUCAACCCCAUCUACAUCCAUGCAGUGUUCAUGUCACCAGAGAAGUUUGAGUGGAUGCCGUACGGCAGCAGCAGCAGCAGCAGCUUCGGUCUGCCACCCGGCAAUGGUGGGCGCACAGUCCAUGGCCAGGACAUCGCAAGAAGCGAUAAGCUUCUGUCCAUGGCGCUAUGUCUGCGCCCUUGCGAGCUCGUGGGCAUCGACUGCAUCGAGCAGUACUGUCCUCAUCGCGUCGCGAGGCAGCUGGGCUUCGAUCAGGAGUUCAGGACGUGCCGGGGGACGUCCGCCGUGUCAACUCAGAUUCCGGGGCCGCGUGGGCGACGUAUGAGAUGGAGGCCGGAGCUGUUGCGUCCAUCGCUCCGCAAGGUGACCCGGGCGUGACCGUUGAGUACGCGCGAUGGUGGCAGCCGUACUCGUCGACAUCCGCCACUGGUGUUGUUCAUCAGAUGAAAACCGAGAUGGAAGUUGUUUGCAUAGAUGAUGAUGAUGAUGCAGAGAAUGCACAACCUCAAGAUAACAUUCCACCAGUGGAAAAUUUGGCGAAUGCGCAAGCUAUUGUCGUUGAUCUGCAGUCAACAUCUGAGGACAUCAUGGUCAUCAGCAACGACGAGUCCGAUGAAGAAUCUGAAAUGGAUG
Messenger RNA from Triticum urartu, 1593 nucleotides. The record is from RefSeq and is a predicted model, not a curated record. Lineage: Eukaryota; Viridiplantae; Streptophyta; Magnoliopsida; Poales; Poaceae.